AUGGACAAAGAUCUCGCCAAUCUGUCGAUAUUCAUGAAUGACAAGAAACCAAUUACAAGUUGCCUCGAAAACAAUCUCACGUGGACACUGGACGGCCUUCACCGGCAAGUUGAUACUGCAGCAACUAUCCGAGGGGACUGGAUGCACAUGAAGGGAGACCCAGCCUUAACCUUUGGAGCCCCAAAAGAACAAGUUAUCAUCCUUAAUCGGAUUCUCAGAGCAGCAAGCGUUGCAAAGGAAAAGAUUGUUAGAGUAGUGUCGAAUUACCUGCUGACCAGUAAAUGGUAUGCCGCACAAGUUGACCCCGUCCGACUCUUGGAAUGGAGACAGGUUCAGCGGAAAACGGCGGAUAUUUCCGAAGUCAUUCCAAUGGCUAACGAGGAAACGAAACGCCUUUCCACACUCAUCAAGGAUGUCGAAAGCGAAUUACUGCAAGAGCAACAACAGGACAUCCACGCCUUGACACUACAAGUUCGAGAACUGGAAUCCAGAACAAACGCGACGAAAACAGAUGAAGAGGAAAAAUCCGAUACGAUGAACAACACGACAUCACCAAAAAGGCUACAAUUGACUGGCCUACAAGUACAAGUAAAAUGCAAAACACGGCACGCACAACAAGUUUCUCCUAAUCACGAACAAGUGAACGAUGAAUACUAUGACAAUGACGUUUACUACAAGACUCCGAAAAACAAUCAAGAACCAAGGUCAGAUCCUGAUUACUUCGAACAGAUGAUUGACGAGGUAAAGGAAUAUAGCGAAGACGAGCCGAUGGAUGAAGACCACGUACCUGCGUUACAAAACACUUCAAGCGAUGAGGAAGACGCGCGCGAUAACAACAAAGAAAUAGAUGACGAAAUGUGGAGACGCAAAAGAUUACGUGAAGACCUACUGCAGAUGGAACAAGUUCUUCGGAAUUUUACAUUCGGAAAAAUCGGAGAAUCCUCACGCGGUAUUAAAAGCUGGAUAAAAUGCGCCUUCUGCAACAGAGUCGGCCAACAUUUUUCUGACUCCUGCCCACAAUCAACAGAUGGCGAUAAACGGUACAAUAUUGUACGUUAUGGAGGACUCUGCAAGCACUGCCUUGAUCAAUGCCCACCUGACAAGUGCAAGUUCAAGCCGAGACGAUGUUGGUACUGUGAAAGAAUUAGAGGAACUAUCGCAGAGGACCUAAUGCCAGACGACGGAAGACAUCAUCGCGCCCUUUGCAAUGUACGCAACCAAACGCGAGGAACACCUCACGACGCAGGAUCGAGAAGCUCAAGAAAAAGCUCGACGGAUGAGGACCAAUGGUGGGCGGGAGUGUCGACAAGUCGACUACACUUGAUUUGUAUUAUAGAUAGGGGCAUUAUUUUGCUCUAG
Necator americanus (New World hookworm) is the source of this 1359-nucleotide messenger RNA. RefSeq lists its product as uncharacterized. The record is from RefSeq and is a predicted model, not a curated record. The transcript is spliced from 2 exons. Bases 1 to 1359 code for a protein of 452 amino acids. Lineage: Eukaryota; Metazoa; Nematoda; Chromadorea; Rhabditida; Ancylostomatidae.